AUGGUAUCAUAUUCUGGUUAUCAUGCAGAAGAUAUCCCAAUAGGAGCCGUCAAACAAAACGACCUGCUUUUCUGGCGCUACAUUAACAACAUCCUUUACAAUCCUAUUCUCGGACUGGUAAAAAUCUCAUUCUUAAUCACACUCUUGAAACUACGUUCCUGCAACCGCUGGAUAGUAGUAAGUCUCUGGACAUUGAUAUCAGUAAACACUCUUUUCAUAAUACUUGCCGUAUUUGGAGGCACCUUCAAAUGCUGGCCAAUUCAAAAGGCAUGGGAAACAUCUAUCCCCGGCUAUUGCCCUCCUAGAGCCCCAUACAUCUUCGGUACCAUCGGCACGACCAUCGCAACAGACUUUCUUGUUGCUUUGAUACCCGCAUGGAUCAUUCACGAUCUCCAGAUGCCACUGAAGAACAAAUUGGCUGUAGUAAUGUUCCUAUCUCUUCCACUGGCAGUGACGGCAAUUGGCUGCUGGCGCCUGCAGACGUUCAUUGCAGUUUUCAGCUUGCCCAAGGGCACCAGCGAAGACCCUUACAAUCUCCGGAAUGCAUUGACGAACAUUGAGGGCAACCUUGGGGUUAUCGCUGCUUGCGGACCUACGCUCAAAUGGAUCUUAGGUUGUUUCAUUCCCUACUUCAAUACUUCUCUUAGGGCGCGUGGAUACACGCUAAACUCACUGGCCAGCCGCCAACAUCGUGUGCGAGGGUAUCUGCAAAGCCACGGCGAUAUAGAGUUGCGAACAGAUGUCCUCGUUGGUUCAUAUACACAAAGCACCAAAAAUAUGUCCUGGAAAGUAUGUAGAGAUACAGGAGGUGCAAACAAAUGGUAUACUCUCGACGCAGAAAAGGGCAUCAAGAAAACUACAACAGUAGAAUUGGAAUGUGAGCUGCUAGACAUGAAGCCGGGGCAGGAACCGAAGAGACCCGAACCAACAUUACUCUAA
Molecule: messenger RNA, 939 nt
Organism: Bipolaris maydis ATCC 48331
Lineage: Eukaryota; Fungi; Ascomycota; Dothideomycetes; Pleosporales; Pleosporaceae
Source: RefSeq, a predicted model, not a curated record